GGAUAUAGCAAAAACAUGAGGCCACAGCCCACAGGUAUCAAAUAGGUAACUGAAUUUUUGAAACAUCCCUGUCGAUUUUUUGAAGAUACAGUGGCAAAUAAUUGAAACAAUAAUAACACCAGCUAUUCAUCUUUUAUUUGUGACAAUAACAUUUGCAUUUGUCAUUAAAAAUUUUCUAUAAUUUUUUGCUUCAUGGAAAUUAACGAGACGAGCAUAAUGGAAGGUGGGCCAAACCCGUGCAUAGCCCUUGACGAUCAAUUUCGCUACAACUAUCAAUUAGUUGAGAGGCUUCAAGAGUCCUUAUCACCAAAUGAACAAAAUAAGAUUCAAACUUGGUGCGAAAAGCUCCUGACGAUGGACCAGAAUGUGAAUCAAAUGGAAUUGCGUUGCGAGUAUAUGUGGUUCAUUUUUAUUAUGCUUCAAGCUGGAGGUGUGAGGGAUCCUUUUAUGCAAUUACCACCGAUUGAGCUACCGCCUCUGACUCAAUUCUUGCCAUGGCAAGUAUAUGACGAAGUCCUGCUGAGCAUGGAACCUCGAAUGAAUUUAGAAGCUAAAGGUGAAAAUCAAACCUAAAAUACAUAUUGUAUACAAAAAUGUUGCAAUAAAAAUAACCACUAAUCUAAAG
Molecule: messenger RNA, 625 nt
Organism: Ceutorhynchus assimilis (cabbage seed weevil)
Lineage: Eukaryota; Metazoa; Arthropoda; Insecta; Coleoptera; Curculionidae
Source: the annotation of a GenBank genome assembly